AUUUGUGUCCCCACUUUUCUUGUCUUUGUUUCAAUUUUUGUAUGGAUUUACGCGCUCACACACAAACACACACAUACUCUAUUAUGAUCUCUUAACUCUAGGAGUACUGUUUAUUCUCUCCUGCUGGAAUUUAUCACACUUUUUAUAAACCCUUUUUACCGUUUGGUGUUUUUCACUCCCCAGAUCUGCCUUUACACUGCUAGGAGAAUGGGUUUUAUGUCUCAGAAGAUAUUCCCAGCAUGUGGGAACAUGUGUGUUUGUUGCCCGGCUUUGAGAUCACGAUCUCGACAACCAGUUAAGAGAUACAAGAAGUUGCUUGCUGAGAUCUUCCCUAAAUCACCUGAUGCCUCUCCUAAUGAUCGCAAAAUUCUCAAGUUAUGUGAAUAUGCUGCAAAAAACCCUUUCAGGAUCCCGAAAAUUGCAAAAUAUCUCGAAGAAAGAUGCUGCAAAGAAUUGCGGUCCGAGCACAUUAAAUAUGUCAAAAUCGUGUCAGAGGUGUACAAUAAAUUGCUCUCCAUUUGCAAGGAGCAAAUGGCGUAUUUUGCUGUCAAUUUACUGAAUCUAGUAAUUGAACUGUUGGAUAACUCUAAACGGAAUAUGGUUCAGAUGAUUGGAUGUCAAACCUUGACAAGAUUCAUAUAUAGUCAGGUGGAUGGAACAUACACACAUAAUAUUGAGAGUUUGGUACCCAAAGUAUGUUUACUUGCACAUCAGACUAGUGAAGAACAUCAAAACCGCUGUUUGCAGGCAUCAAGCUUACAGUGCAUUUCAUCAAUGGUUUGGUAUAUGGCAGAAUUUUCACACAUUUUUGUCGAAUUUGAUAAGAUUGUAAAAGCUAUUUUGGAUAACUAUGAGACUGAUAGAAGUAGUGAAGGAGAUGUUGCUAGAAGGGAGGCAAAUCAUAAUUGGGUGAAUGAAGUUGUUCGAUGUGAAGGACAAGGUGGUGCUGGAGCUGGAAAUGAAAUAAAUGCUAGCUGUGUGAUCAUCAGGCCUCGACCAGAAAAGAGAGACCCUUGUCUUUUAACUAGAGAAGAGGUUGAGACUCCAAAAGUAUGGGUUCAAAUAUGUCUGCAACGGAUGGUUGAACUGGCGAAAGAGAGUACAACAAUGCGGCUAAUUUUGGAUCCAAUGUUUGUCUAUUUUGACAUGGGUCAGCAUUGGGUUGGUAGACAUGGAUUAGCCCUGAUGGUUCUGUCUGAUAUGUCAUACUAUAUGGAGUAUCCAGGGCAUCAGCAAUUUCUUUUAACUGCUGUUGUUCGUCAUUUGGACCAUAAAAAUGUCUCGCAUGAUCCCAAAAUUAAAUCUGAUAUCAUCCAAACUGCUACUGCUUUGGCUCGGCAAAUUAGGUCCAGUGUUGUACUUUCGGACAUUGGUUUUGUGAAUGACCUCUGCAGGCAUAUGAGGAAAAGCCUUCAAGCAUCAGUGGAUUCAGUGGGGGAACAAGAGUUAAACUUGAAUAUCAUCCUACAAAAUUCUAUUGAGGAUUGCUUACUUGAAACAGCCAGAGGGAUCGCUGAUGUGCGGCCACUAUUUGACAUGAUGGCGAUAAGUCUGGAGAGUCUUCCAAUAACUAGGGUUUAUGCAAGGGCAACAAUUCGAUCCUUAAUGGUUGUUGCGGAUAUGAUAUCAUUAGCAACUUCAAAAUCACAGCAAGUGUUUCCGGAGGCUCUUCUUGUUCAACUUUUGAAAGCGAUGUUGCAUGCAGAUCUUGAAGUUCGUGUGGGAGCACACCAUAUAUUUUCUGUUUUGCUCAUCCCUAAGUCGAACCAUCAUGGAUAUGAUAAUUCUACUCGCACAAGGAGAUGGCGUUCUAGUACUGAAUCUGCUUCUGCUUCGGCUUCAAUUUCAAGUCUACUUGAGAAGCUAAGAAGAGAAAAGGAUGGAAAUAAAGGUGAAAAGGAUGGAAAUAAAGUAGAAAAGCAAGGAAGUAAUGCUCAAGAUUGUUUAAAGGAAAGAGACAAUGCUGAAGAAGAUUGGAAACAGGGAUGGGCUCGCAAGAAUUCCCCUAAUUUGCACACUUUGAGCACUAUUAUCGACAGGACUGCUGGGUCGAAUAGCUCGGCAGAGGCAGAACCACCUGUCGUGACAUUGAAUGAGGAUCAAAUAACUCAGUUGUUAUCUGCUUUUUUCCUACAAGCAAAUCUCUCGGAUAAUUUACCUUCAGAUAUUGAAGCAAUAGCCCACUCGUUCUGCUUGACGCUUCUAUCAUCUCGCCUCAAGAGCUCCAGUGGCAAUCUUGUGGUUCGCUUCUUUCAGCUCCCUCUAUCACUUAGGAAGUUAUCACUAGACCCCGACCAUGGAAUCUUUUCUUCGGUUUACCAGAGAUCACUCCUGAUUUUGUCAACUGCAAUGUUGCAACUUGCUGCGAAACUUUAUCAGAUUCCUCAUGUGAAUGAUCUACUAAAGUCGUCUCUGAGAUACGAUGUUGACCCAUAUGUCGGUAUCAGUAAUGACUUUCAAGUCUUCGUAAAGCCUCUGGUUAAUGUGGGUGAAUAUGGGUCUUCCGGUGAUAAUCAAGGAGCUUCCUUUUUGCUGUCUGAGUUACGGAAGAAUAUAUUUGAAUCUGAGAAUAUUAUGCUGGAUAUUCUAUCCCAGAGUUUAUCUAAAAUUACCAAGAUGGAGGCAAAUGACCUUGUCCAGCAGCUUUCAGAAGGGUUUGUACCCGAUGACACAUUCAUGUUUGGUCCACAAUCUAUGAUUGACAUGGAUCAUGUUCAGGCAUUUGCACGUUCGAAGGGAUCCCUUUCUUUUGAUGGGGAUUUUCCCAGCGAUUCAUCAGGUGACGAUGAUGUAACAAGUGAAUCCUCUGUUGCUGACUUCACCAAUUUUAUACCCAAAUUGCCUGCUUCCCCUUCCAUGUCUCACAUUAUCAGCAUUGGGCAGCUUUUGGAAUCGGCACUUGAAGUAGCUGGUCAAGUUGCUGGAACAACCGUCUCAACUUCACCCCUUCCGUUCAGUGCCAUGGCUAGCCAAUGUCAAACUCUGGGUACAGACACAAGAAAAAAGCUCACGAACUGGCUAUCUAGUGAGAAUCAUCAGCAGAUGAAAUCAAUUUCUCCUAUUACAACGAUUCCUGUUGAUGAGCAAUCUUCAUUUAGCAAGAUAAUGGGUGAAGACGAACCUGUUGGUGGAGCUUUGUUGACAAUGGAGUCGAGGUUGGCUCUGAGGUUGCCUCCUGCUAGUCCUUUCGACAACUUCCUUAGAGCAGCUAGACAGCACUAGAAGUAGAGGCUCAAUCCACCUUUAACUCUGCAAGAUUACUUCUCCAGUCAAUUAGUUGUAUAGUCCUUUUUAUCACGUUGCACUAGCUGUCUUAGCCCUGUAUUCGACAUCCUGAAAUUCUAACUUGUUGCUUGUAUUAUCCUGAUUUAAUGCAGAACUUGAGCUUAGGACAAAUUUAGCUGUUUGUAUAAAAUUUAAAUAUAUUAGAUUUUAUGUAUCUGAAAUAUUAAAAUUUGACCUUUUAA
Messenger RNA from Daucus carota subsp. sativus, 3467 nucleotides. Its product is annotated as protein SEMI-ROLLED LEAF 2. NCBI's taxonomy places the organism in Eukaryota, Viridiplantae, Streptophyta, Magnoliopsida, Apiales, Apiaceae. The transcript is spliced from 20 exons. Bases 208 to 3222 code for a protein of 1004 amino acids. The record is from RefSeq and is a predicted model, not a curated record.